AUGCCUUGGCUGGCGGUCACUGAUACGUGGAGUGGAAUGGAGAGGUUCCCUCGGACGAAGUUAAGAAAGGCUGGGGUUGUUCUCCAGACUGCAGAUGUGCUGUCAAUUUUCCACGAUGAUGUUCCCAAGAGCGAUGCCAAUGCAUUCUCUCAUCUGAUGCGCCAUUUGAGGGAGUUUGACGGGGAUCACUCCACUCUCGCCAUGGUGCAAGUUGAGAACGAGACGGGCUUGCUCGGUGACUCGCGAGGUAGGUCGGCAGUCGUCGAAAAACAGUUCGCUCAGCCUGUGCCAGAAAAUUUGCUCCAUUUUCUCUCUAGCAAUUGGAACAGCCUUCAUGCCGACCUGAAAGGCAAUUUGGCCCACUUCAAGGCGCAGUCCAAACCGCGGGGACCCUGGGUAUUCGGUAAAGGGCCGCACACAGACGGGCUUUUCAUGGCUAACCGCUAUGCGCAUUACCUCCAUAAAGUUGCUGCAGCGUCCAACGAAGAUUAUCCUAUUCCCCUAUACACGAAUGAGUGGCAGAACUAUGUAGGAUCCGAUGGCGAUAAUGAUAUCCCAAUUCUCGGCGGCGGUGACAUGUCUGACAUAUCCAUCCGGCGGAGGCACCAGCAAUGUCCUCGACAUUUAACAACAAUUUGCGCCGUCUCCAGUCUUCAUGUCUCCUAA
Aspergillus alliaceus is the source of this 666-nucleotide messenger RNA. Its product is annotated as putative beta-galactosidase. The coding region runs from base 1 to 666 and encodes 221 amino acids. The transcript has 2 exons. The record is from RefSeq and is a predicted model, not a curated record. NCBI's taxonomy places the organism in Eukaryota, Fungi, Ascomycota, Eurotiomycetes, Eurotiales, Aspergillaceae.